AUGAAGCUGAAACGACGCCGCAUCAUGGACAGAGCAGCAGCGACGACGAGGAAGAAGAGGAGUUUGAAUUCGCAGUUGUGGGCAGAGAGGCGGUUGCUUCCCCAAUUUCAGCCGACGAGAUCUUCUACAACGGCCAGAUCAGGCCCCUCUACCCGCUAUUCAACACCGAUUUGCUCCUGA
Molecule: messenger RNA, 180 nt
Organism: Linum tenue
Lineage: Eukaryota; Viridiplantae; Streptophyta; Magnoliopsida; Malpighiales; Linaceae
Source: the annotation of a GenBank genome assembly